UUGAAAGAGAAAAUUUCAAAAAAAAAAAAUGUGUAACAAAAAUUUGUGUCAUUCCGCAUUACUUAAAAGACGCAGUGUGUCCCAAAUUUGAGAAAUGGCGCCCCACGAACUCCGCCGCCCGUUCAAACGCCCGGCUUUCUCCGACCAGCAUAAGCGUCGGGAGCUUUCACUUCUCCGGCAGGCGCAGAACCGCCGCGACGCCCAUCACCACGCUCGCUGCCUCGCGUCCUCGGUUCUCUCUCUCCAUGCCCACACCCCUGACCCCAUCGCCUCCGACCCACAAGCCCCGCCCGACAUCGAACUCGCCCCCGAGCCCGAACCUGAACCUGAACCUGAACCUGAACCCGAACAAUGCUCCGGCGAAAUCGAUGUUCGUUGGGCGUCGAAGCUCAGAGGCCCCGAAGCUCGUCGAUGGUUCGCCAGACAACUCAUGCUUCCCGAGUGGAUGAUCGAUGUCCCAGAUGGAUUGAAUGACGACUGGUAUGUAUUUGCAAGGCCUGCUGGAAAACGAUGUUUUGUUGUUUCUUCUAAUGGAACAACAGUCAGUAGACUACGAAAUGGUUCUGUGUUGCAUCAUUUUCCAUCUGCUCUGCCCAAUGGGGCCAGGACCAGAGACAACUCUGGUUCUGCACAGUCAUAUUGUAUACUGGAUUGCAUAUUUCAUGAGUUGGAUCAAACUUACUAUGUAAUUGACAUGGUUUGCUGGCGGGGAUACUCUCUAUAUGACUGCACUGCUGAAUUCAGAUUUUUCUGGUUAAACUCCAAGCUUGCAGAGACUGGGGCUUGCAACCCGCCAUCACAAUACCACAGGUACAGAUUCAGUCUGGUCCCCACAUACAACAGUGACCUGAGUGGUUUAUAUGCAGCGUAUACAGGCACAGUGCCUUACAUCAAGGAUGGGCUAUUAUUUUAUAACAAGCAUGCUCAUUACCAAUUGGGAAAUACACCACUAGCUUUGGUCUGGAAGGACGAAAACUGCAGUCAAUAUGUAAUUGACACAGAUGGUAAGGGACAAGUGCCAAGUGAACAACAGGUGGUUUUGGAGCUACAAGUUGAUGGAAAACUGACUACAUCAGAUGACCCUCCUGUUGUGUUUGGAUGCUUGGAUGGGGAUUUCAUACAAAAGUCUGGUCUGCAUUUGGGAAGUCUUAUACGUUUUGGUGUGAAGGAAGAUGGAUUGCAUUUUGUAGAUGGCAAGCUUGAGAAGGCUGAUUUACAUUACCUAGGUAAAUCAAAUCGAGCACGUGCUUUUGCUGAUAGCUACUCUAAGGUUAUGUUCCAGCAUACAGUUCGGCAUUCUCCUUUAAGAAUAGAUGAUUUGGUAGCGUCCAUUACCUCAUCUGGUGAUCAGGAGAAAGAAAUUAAAGAAGCCGGUGAUAUUGAGAUGGCUGGUUGAUAGUGGCUUUAUGUGAUAGCAAUAAGAAGACCCUAUUCUCUGCAAUGGUACCAUAUGACAAAACCCUUCUUAGGAUUACUGUGCCACUUUCAUUACCCGGUGACCAAAACAGGAGUUUCCUCAAGAGCUGUAUUUAAGGAUGAGACAAAGUUAACAGUACUAUCCAGAUCUCAUGCACAGAUAUCAACUAAUAAUAUCGUUGAGUAUAGAAUUUUUGUAUGAAUAUGACUAGUUGGUUCAUGUUAUUGUUGUCAAUUAUUGCGUCCAGGUUUCUGUUUGCAUGAACUGUUUGUUUAGUCUCUGUAUGAUGUUUUUAAAUGUAUUUUGGCCAGUAAUUUUUGCUGCAAAUCCUACUCAAGAGAAAUGUAUAUUUAAGUGCAUGUAGAAAACUUUCAUGAUAAGACUAUAUGGUGUAUUUUGUUUUAAA
Messenger RNA from Malania oleifera, 1823 nucleotides. RefSeq lists its product as uncharacterized. Gene Ontology annotation, biological process: snRNA import into nucleus. Bases 95 to 1396 code for a protein of 433 amino acids. The transcript is spliced from 7 exons. Gene Ontology annotation, cellular component: nucleus; cytoplasm. NCBI's taxonomy places the organism in Eukaryota, Viridiplantae, Streptophyta, Magnoliopsida, Santalales, Ximeniaceae. The record is from RefSeq and is a predicted model, not a curated record.